AUGUUCGAUCCUCAGAAGUGUGUUGAGCCAACCAGCGUUCCAUUUGGCUGGACGGCGAAGAGCAUCGACGGCCGUGAUAAACGAUGGGACCGCCUGCGGAAGAAGUAUGCUCUUUCUGACGGACAUGCAGAGGUCAUAAGUGGUUCUGGCUUCUUGUCGUACGUUAUACGGGUGGUCUUCACUUUUCAUGGGACAGAUGAGAGAUUUUCCGCGAUCCUAAAAGUACCUACCGUGCAAAAGAUACGUGAUGCCAAAAUGUUUGCUGGAAGGGUUUGUUAUGGGAUGUGAUGUCGGUAAUACUCGAACGGGUUUUUUAAGGACGACGUAUUUGAGAACUAUUUGUUCAAACUGCAUAAUCAGGAGAUACUGUUUUAUAAAGAGAUUGCCGAGAAGUGCGAUAUAUUCUACUUUCCUAAGAUGUAUGCCUACGUCUUAAGCGACGGAAAAGCCGGCGCCCACGGAAGGAUUCUUAUGGAAGACGUUGGGGACAGAGGAACAUUGCCGGACAUCCUCCAAGGUCUGAAAUACGAGCAGGUAAGAAGACCCAAAUUGACUAUAGGUGUUCAAAAUAUUUGAAUGUGUACAUAUUUGAAAAGCUGCAAACGACCCUGUUUCAGUGCGCUGAAGCGAUAAAAGUCCUUGCCAGGUUCCAUGCGUUCGGUUAUCUGCAUGCGACCGAUGAUUUCCUACGCCAGCUCCGUUUAUGUCAAACGGAAAGAAAGGACGAAGAGCGACUUCAACUUUCCCCAGCGAUUUUUCGGCUCGACCCAUACUUUGCUGAAAACAUGACCCUUCUGAAGAGGAUCGAAGCCGACUACGGCAAAAUCAUGAUCGACCAGCAUUUGCACUUUGGCAUACCACCAGUGUUGACGCACGGCGACUUCUGGGGUAAUAACAUGUUCUUCGAAAAGAACGCCGAUGGCUCCUCUAGUGAUAGAGUUUUCACAAUCUUUGAUUGGCAAUGCCUUCGGCCGGACUCUGGUAUACCUGACGUAACAAAAUUUCUUGCGGUAUCAGCAUCGGAAAGCGUUUUGAGAGAAAAAAUCCCAAACCUUCUUGCUCUGUACUACGAAGAAAUGAAGCAAAGUCUGAAGGAGAAUGGCGUUGUUAUACCAUACGAUUUUGAAAAUGUAAGAAUGAAAUACGUCAAAUCGUGAAGAAAACUCUUCUUCUUGGCUUUUCGUCCAACAAUUUAUUGGGAAAAACUUUUAAAACUUGUCCUAUUGGUUUUGCUGGUCGAAAUUACCUGCUCCAAAAGAUUUGAAAGGGCUAGCCAUUUUUCAACCUUGCCAAAAAAAGACGUGAUUUUUGCUAAUUGGUCUAGAAAUCGGUCAAAAAAGAUUUCCUACUCGCGACGAAAAGCCAACUCGGUGUUUUCCUUUUUCGUGCUCUUCCGAUUUGACGCACAACGUUACAAAAACUUCCAUCGUUACAAAAAACUGCGUUAACGCGACAAAAACUUCACUGUUUUGACUCGUUUAGCUGAAUGCUAUGUACGAGCACGCAUUUCCCAACGAUUUGUUGUUUUCCUUGAUGGUGUUACCGGCUCUACUACAGAACGUAGAAGAUGAGAAGAUCAUAGCUGGAGUUGUAAACCGGCUAAAGCUGAACCUUGAAUAUGUCGUAAAAUGCAUGGAGAAAUGA
Bursaphelenchus xylophilus (pine wood nematode) is the source of this 1644-nucleotide messenger RNA. Lineage: Eukaryota; Metazoa; Nematoda; Chromadorea; Rhabditida; Aphelenchoididae. The record is from the annotation of a GenBank genome assembly.